GCCUAGUUUACAACUUCACUUCCAACUUGCAGUUCAACUUGGGCGUAGUGUUAGUCAUCAACGGCAACGGUUGAUCAAUUUUCUCAACUGUCAAUUUAAAACGGUGAGGAUCUGAACAGACCUUCAAGAUGUCGAGCAGAAAAACAAAGAAGACGACCACGAAGAAGCGUGCGCAGCGUGCGACUUCCAAUGUGUUUGCCAUGUUUGAUCAAGCGCAGAUUCAAGAAUUCAAAGAAGCCUUCAAUAUGAUUGACCAGAACAGAGAUGGUUUCAUCGACAAGGAGGAUUUGCAUGAUAUGCUGGCCUCUCUAGGAAAGGACCCUGCUGACUCUUACUUGGACGAGAUGAUGGUCGCGGCUCCCGGACCCAUCAACUUCACCAUGUUCCUCACGAUGUUUGGCGACAAACUCAACGGCACCGAUCCAGAGGACGUCAUCAAGAACGCCUUCGCUUGUUUUGAUGAGGACGGCUCAGGUGUGAUUCCCGAGGAGCGUCUGAGAGAGUUGCUUACAACAAUGGGGGACAGAUUCACCGAGGAUGAGGUUGAUGAAAUGUACAGGGACGCCCCCAUCAAGAGGGGAAACUUUGACUACUUGGAGUUCACCAGGAUCCUCAAGUACGGCAAGAAGGAAGACGAGGCGCAGUGAUUGGCUCUGGCUCUUCUCUUUUUCAUUCCUCCGUCUUGUACUCCUCUGAUUUUUACAAAUUCUUUUCCUCUCUUUUGUUUCUGCUUUUUCUUUAUUGUCAUUUAACAACAGAUGUCUUUUCCAAAUAUAGUUCUUCUAAUAGCUAUCCGCUUGCCCAGAUUCACACGUCUGCUGGCUUAUACUAAUCUUUAUAUAUAUAUUAUAUUCUUUUUCUUGUUUUUACUGAAUUUUAUUUCUGUAUUGAUUGUGAAAUUGGACGUCAUGCUUGUUGCUGCCCAGAAUGCACACAAAAAAAGUUCUUUUAUCACCUGUCGGCAGGAUUUCACAUAUAUCUUCGUUCUCUCGUUUGGCAAUGUGUUAUGAAAUCAUCCGAAAGUUGUGCCCUGGAAGUGCUGAAAACUGCGGAGGUCUGUUGUUCUAGAUUCUGUACGCAAUUAAGUAUGCACUGCCACAUUGUGCACCGUAAAUCGUUAGAUUUUAUUGUCCAAGAAGCUUGUUGAUUGUAGAUGGACAGUCAUUUAUUUUCUAAACCCGUCUCGUUGCCAGAGGGUGUACAUUCCUCCUGUCAGCACUUAUUGUCAGCUGAGCUCAUUCGCCAGGACAGCAAAGUCUUAUAUCUCAGUGUUAGUAGACUCGCUGUCCAGAUCUAGCCCACUCAUGAUGACAUAUUCAGACCUCUGGUCUUUGUUAAUUUCACUCUCCUCAUUCCCUAUGUAAUUCCUCAGCUUGCCCAUAAUUUUGAAAAACUUUCAAAUAUCUAAGUCAAAAUGUGAAAUUUGCUAUCUAUCUGUUUGAAGUCGUUUUGGUGUUUCUGUAAUUGCGAGGUCACACGUCUAUCUGCUGUCUGCAAAACUGGACUUGUGUGUUCAUCAAUCACUUGCAAGCUUUGCAAUAAAUUGAUCCCAGUAAGUUUUGUAAGUUGAUAUAUAAUAUAUGCGCAUUUUCAUGAGGUACCAGGUACACACCACCAGCAACGGAGGGUUGAAAGGAAGAGAUUUCUUUUAAAAUGAACGUGUUCAAAAGAUGAGUUUGGCAAGAAUAUCACUUUUGGUAUUGGUUUUUUUGUUGUUGUUUUUUUCCUUCACAACAGAAUGGUAGAUCUAGAUCUACAUAUUUUUAUGUAAUAUGGUAGAAAUCAUGGUGUUAUCAAAAAUGUGAAAAAAUCAAAGUUGUUGAUAUAAUGCCUGUCAAAUUGUUGUCUGUUGGAUCAUGUUGUUACCCGAACAAAAGUUGAAAAAAAUCAUUUUUUUAUCUCGACAUUCUCACGUUGCUGCAACUUGUAUGGACCAGAAUCACUUCACAUUCCAAUGUCGAAGGAGAAGGGGGAACAAACGCGACUGAUUUCCUUUUUACCGAAUCAGCUCAACCCAACAUUCUUUUUUGUUUUGUUUGCUGCUGCAUGUCUGUUUUUUGUUGUUGUUCACUUGACUUCUUUCAAGUGCUUCAAACUGCGUUCUCUGUUCUGUAUUAUACAAACUGCGUUCUCUGUUCUGUAUUAUACAAACUGCGUUCUCUGUUCUGUAUUAUACAAACUGCGUUCUCUGUUCUGUAUUAUACAAACUGCGUUCUCUGUUCUGUAUUAUACAAACUGCGUUCUCUGUUCUGUAUUAUACAAACUGCGUUCUCUGUUCUGUAUUAUACAAACUGCGUUCUCUGUUCUGUAUUAUACGUUGUGGUUGUUGCUGUUCUUUGACUGGUGUUUUUACAAGACUUGACGACGCUGUAUUUCAACUAAAAAUGCUUUUUGGAAAUUUGUGAUACUUUUUUUUUUCUUUUUUUUUUUGGUGUUUGUUGAAUUUUUCUCCCAGAUCUUCCAAGUGAUGACAGUGAAAAAGAUGUACACCUAUAGUACACCUAUAGUACACCUUGCUUCCUCUCUUGUUCUCCGUUGAGUUUCUUUUGGUAAGAGAUCUGAUGUCAUAAAAAAACAAAAGUGUUCCCUGUUUUGUCACCAAUUAGUGAGAGUGUUGGGGGAAAGUUCGAAAUAAUAUUGCCACAAAAUGUUCUACUGUUUAUUAUGCAACACUCCAUAUCGACCAUAUACAUCAAAAUGAGUAAUAAUAAUAAAAAAAAUAAUAAAGUAUAUUAUGAACUAUU
Molecule: messenger RNA, 2744 nt
Organism: Aplysia californica (California sea hare)
Lineage: Eukaryota; Metazoa; Mollusca; Gastropoda; Aplysiida; Aplysiidae
Product: myosin regulatory light chain sqh
Exons: 5
Coding region: 129-647 (172 amino acids)
Cellular component (GO): myosin II complex; cytoplasm
Molecular function (GO): calcium ion binding; myosin heavy chain binding
Source: RefSeq, a predicted model, not a curated record